Nylanderia fulva is the source of this 674-nucleotide messenger RNA. RefSeq names its product PEST proteolytic signal-containing nuclear protein. Lineage: Eukaryota; Metazoa; Arthropoda; Insecta; Hymenoptera; Formicidae. The record is from RefSeq and is a predicted model, not a curated record. Gene Ontology annotation, cellular component: nucleus. Gene Ontology annotation, biological process: proteasome-mediated ubiquitin-dependent protein catabolic process; protein ubiquitination.
AACGUUGUAAGUUGGCAGCAAUGACAGACGGAUAAUCGGAAGGACAGCUUAAGUAACGAUUUUUAGAGGUUAUUUAGCGUACUCCGAAAGAUAGUGUUGGUCGGGAAAAGCCUUCUUCGAGCUGCGUCCAGAGGAAUAUCGACAGGAUGUCCAGGAGAAACCCCGGGGACGAUUAUAGAAAAGGGUCAAGUGUCUACAGAGCCGAGGACAGGAGAGGGGAUGAUAGGGAUAGGGACCGUUCGCCACUCAGAUCCGAGGAGCACUGCGACUCAGAUGACAGCAAUCAGUCCGACUCCAAGAAACAAAAGUUAGCAUUCGGUUUUGGGAAGAAGGCUGGCAACGAACAGAAGAAAGGAAUUCAGAUUAAAUUAGGUUCUGCUUCCAAACCAACUCCAAAAGCAACGACAGUACAAAAACCGACAGUGGCCGCGGUGUUUAAUACGGAUGAAGAUGAUGAGCCAGAGGAGAUGCCGGCGGAAGCGAGGAUGAGGAUGCGAAAUAUCGGUCGCGAAACACCGACAUCAGCUGGGCCGAAUUCAUUCGGCAAAACGAAGCAAGGAUUUUGCGAUUCAAAAAAAAUAUUUGAAAAAACGCUGAAAAAAGCAAUGGAAGAUGCAAACAAAUGAUUUUUUUCCAUUGCAGCAUAUCUAAAUAUGUAUAUAUAUAUAUGUAUA